GCCAUCCCUUAUCCCUUAUCCCAGGGCCUGGCUGCUGUGUGGCUGAAACCAGAGUAGAGAGAGGGAGGCUUCCCCGAACCGCUCCGUCACAGUGACCUGCUGAUGUUAAAAUCCUUCUGCCGCCUCUGAUUGUUUUCAUUAUCUGCUUCCACGUGGCUCCAUCCUCAUGGGAGGCUGUGGGCAAACGGUGUUCGUUCUCCAGGAAAAAAAAAAACUACAUUUCAACCCACACACACGUAACAUAUUGAUGGUGUGGGGCAAUUUCCUGACAACACCCCACAACUCACACUGCAGAGGAGCGUGCAGAGUUUAUCUGCAGGCUUCCUCAUCCUCCGCUCAGAUCUUCUUAACACAUCACACACGUAAAUAACACGAUCUCUGCAGGGUUUCUAUUUGACUCUCGCUCAUAUAGAUGGAAAGUAGUGGAUGCAGAAAAUAGAUGGACGCUUGCGGAUGUUUGGAAGGAGCUGAUUGUGUGAACACUCUGACCUCUACCAGGUAAGAUGGACAUCUGGUCUCCUGAUUGGAACGUUGCUACCUGGACCUUGCUGAACCUCCUCAGUGUGUUUUCUUACGAAGUCACUGUGAAGAAUUCUGAUCUGAAGAAGUGUAAAGAGGAUGAAAAAGUGUGUGUCACUGACCUCAGAGACUGUGGCAAUCACCCGCCUUCAUCACUACAGAAGACUCAGAACCUGUCCUGUUACUACCAGUUAAUAGACACAUCCAUGUUGAACGGAUCCUUGAUCUGUGAGGUGAGUCAGGAGUCAAACAGCCACGCUGAGCCUGACGUCUCUCUCAUCGUCAGCAGUAUGAAUAGAAUCUUGUCCUGUGACCGCAUCUUCAACAGUGUAGCCUCCUUCAACAUAACAGCCAGUAUCAAAAUCUACAUCACCGGGACAGAGAAAAGAUCGCCACCUCUUACCUUUAAUCCUUCCAAUGCAGUCAAACCCUCUCAGCCCGUAUUAAUGGUGCUUCGCUCCACCAAGGACUCCGUCGUCGUGUCUUGGAGGAGCACCAGUGACAACAGCUGCCGACUUCGCUACAGAGUCAACAACACUCUGACGUGGUCUCAGACUUCAGAUUUUGUACCUGUGUCCCGAAAUCAGAAGCCGGUCUACACGAUCGAGGACCUCCUGCCGUUCACCAUCUACAGAGCCGCUGUGGCUUGCAGGGAAAAGUCUGGCAUGUGGAGCGACUGGAGCCCUGACGUCACCGUGAGGACGCUGGCCAGAGAGCCCUCCAGGGCUCCAGAGGUGUGCUACGGAGUGGAGAAAACAGACUCCGGUGAACGCUUUUAUCUCAUGUGGAAGGGUCUUGAUCUCCAUGAGGCUGGAGGUAUUAUCCUCGGUUACCAGGUGAGCUACGAGCCAGUGAGGGAGCAGCAUCUGCGGCACAGAUUCACUCAAAACGUCACGGGGUGGAGGAUGAUCCUGAACGUGGAGGAGGGGACCUGGAUCGUCACCGUCGCCGCCUUCAACAGGGCCGGCUACGGACCUGCUGCAAAUCUCAGCAUUGACACGCAGAGACGGAGCUAUCCUCCCCCGGUCAGAAACCUGUGGGUUUCCAGUUCUUUCCCCACUGCCACAGACCUUCUGGUCCAGUGGGAGAUCCCCACCGCCCCGCCCGUGACUCGUUUCGAAGUUCAGUGGCACCCCGAGACGCAUCCGUCCGCCAGCCGUUGGUCCACGGUGGACGGCUACACCAGCUCCACAGUCAUACAAGAUGUUGACCGGGACGAGUCCUACGUGAUCAGGGUGUUCCCCGUCUACGAGCAGCAGUGUGGAUCUCCUCGGUCCAUGUCUGCCAGUCUGCUGCAGGGAGCUCUGGUGGAGGCCGUCAGGCUGAAGGCCGUUAACGUGACCAAAACACUGGUGACGGCUGUGUGGGCGUGGCAGAACAAGUCCUGGCCAAUCAGAGUGAACAGAUACGCGGUGACGCUGAAGGAAAACUCAGGGGGACAAACUCUGUCCGUGUGGCCGGACCAACAGCGGCACACCUUUACCAACCUGAAACCUGGCACCGAGUAUUCUCUGCUCCUGCUGGCCGACAACGAAUCCAGACACAUCGUCUCCGUCAGAACACACUUCGACGAGGUCCCGGUGGUGGCCACGGUGACUCCUCUCCUGCUGAUAGCUCUCACUGUGGGGAUCAUCUGCAUCCUGUCCAGGACUGUGUACAAGUCGUACUUCUUCCCCCCCAUCUCCAGCCCUUGGUGCAGUACGGCAGGACAGUGGGCGAUGGACCCAAACCACCAGAAAUUUGCAGAGAGAAACAUCCUGGACAUCACAGACUUCCAGGUGCCAGAUAUACUCAGAGAGAAAAGUGUCAUCGCGGUCGAACCAAAGACUCUGCCUUCAUCAGAAGAGGACGUACACGAAGACAGCUCUCUGCUGCCGCCCAGUCACCUGGUCGUCAAACUUUCAGCUCUCAGACUGGACACAGAGUACGUUUCUGAUUCUCCAGUAACCGCAGCGCACCAACCCCAGUCCCACCAUCCUGACAGAGUUUCCAUGUCUGAGGAGGGCAGAGAGGCCGACGCUGCUCUGCUGCCUAAGAUCAACCAAGCUAACAGUCGGUUUCCUCAGAAAGAGGAAGAGAACUGGCGGCUUCGCCAUUGCCAGACAUCUCACCAGAGCGCUGUAAAAUGUCAUUUUCAUGAACUCGUGGCUAACGCUGAUAGUCCCUGUGUUUGUGGGAUGACCAGUGACGCACAGUAUGUUCUCAACUCUUCCUUUCAGGGGAAAAUGGAUGUCGAAACUGAGACUGAAGUGACGGGCUGUUCCUAUCUGAUCUGUGAGGGUGAUUAUAUCGCAAACAGCUGCUUUACUGCAAAAACUGCAGAUGAGGACGGAGACAUUGUCAGUAUCGCAUGCUAGGUCGUCGACAUAGUUGAAAAAAAA
Molecule: messenger RNA, 2900 nt
Organism: Xiphias gladius (swordfish)
Lineage: Eukaryota; Metazoa; Chordata; Actinopteri; Istiophoriformes; Xiphiidae
Product: interleukin-6 receptor subunit beta
Exons: 15
Coding region: 504-2876 (790 amino acids)
Molecular function (GO): protein binding
Source: RefSeq, a predicted model, not a curated record